Molecule: messenger RNA, 3471 nt
Organism: Oryza sativa Japonica Group (Japanese rice)
Lineage: Eukaryota; Viridiplantae; Streptophyta; Magnoliopsida; Poales; Poaceae
Source: RefSeq, a predicted model, not a curated record
AUUCAGCAGCUUAGCGCAUUUCUGAUUUCUGACAGAAGCAACUUAGGAUUCUCUUGCUGUGGUGGUCCUGUAUAUAUAGAGAGAUUAUUAUUACAGAUUAGAAGAGCAAGCAAUUGCAGCUUUACACUUUUGCUGUUUGUGCAUAGCCUUUUGGAUUAAAAGAAAGCUGGUGUGUUAAUGUCUUAGCAGCUUUGCAUCAUUGCAUGUCACCACUCAAGUUUCUGAAGAUUUUGAUGCACUGAAUCAAUCAAUUCCCAAGUCCCAACUACUUUAUGAUGUAUCACAUUCAGCAAACACAAUGCAUCACAGUAGCAAAAAACCAUUUGCAGAGGUGUUACAAAUGCUUGCAGCCAAAUGGAGAGGCAAUUAGGGGACUGCAUACAUAAACCAAUCUGAUCAAAGAUUUGCAAUAGCAGCAAAAAGUAGAGCUUGAGUACUUACACUUGAUAUUAUCAAUUAUCAUGAUGUGAGAUGGUACAUCAGCAUCAACAUUGUCAACAUCACUUUUCAUUUUUAGGGAGCACUAGAGAUUGCACCUCAAAUGAACAGAGCAAAGAGAUAAGGAGGAUACUUAUAGGGGGGAUUAAUUAUUGAUGAUUGAACAUCACUUGAUUUGAUAGUUGACACCAGCAGUGCACAUGUGAGCAUUGCAGGGGACCAUGAUGAAGCCAUGGCUGAGGUUGAUGAGCCCAUAUGUUCAUCUUGGCUAAGUCCAAUGGGCCUGAGCUAGCUUGGAGAAAAGUGGCUCCUUGCAACACAACACCAAGCAAUGGUCCAAGGAUUGUCUACCCAUCUGCAAAAUUCUAGUUUGGCAUUGCAUAAUAAACAUUCAUUUGCUGAGGAUAGUGCUGGUGCGUACCCUUUGGUGCUUAGGAUAUCUGUUCGAGAAACAAGCAUUUUGACUGUGAAGAUCAGCAAAAAGGACAAUCCAGUUGAGAACUAUAAACGGGCAUACAAGAUUUUUAAUAUUGAUUCUCAACCAGUUCAUGUUUGGGAUUUUUCAGGCCAGACAAACCUAAUAUUAAUGAAUGAGUGGAAUAGGUCAAAUCAUGACUGCUGCCACUCAGAGCUAGAGAAUAUUCUUGAAGUGCAAGUCUAUGCAAUGUCUGACUCCUUAACUUCCAAGAUUGGUGGAACCAGCAAAGAGUAUACAGAACAAUCUUCUGCAGAUGUUAAUGAUAUGGAUGUUGAUUUGUCCUAUGGAAGCUUUGGAAGAUCUAGCUCGCAUGGGCUAAUUGGAUUGGAAAAUCUUGGGAAUACUUGCUUUAUGAACAGUUCAAUUCAAUGUUUGGCCCACACAUCAAAGCUUGUUGAUUAUUUCCUAGGAGAUUAUGACAGGGAUAUAAAUCGGACUAACCCACUAGGACUGAAUGGGGAACUUGCUUUGGCAUUUGGAGAAUUAUUGAGGAGAUUAUGGAACACCGAGAGAAAACCAGUUUCACCACAUCACUUUAAGGCAAAGAUUGCUUGUUUUGCCCCUCAGUUCAGUGGCUUCAAUCAGCAUGAUUCACAGGAGCUUCUUGCUUUCUUAUUGGAUGGCCUCCAUGAAGAUCUUAACCAGGUCAAGUGCAAGCCAUAUGAAGAAGCUAAGGAUGCAAGUGGGCGCCCUGACAAAGAAGUGGCUGAUGAGUACUGGAGUAAUCAUUUAGCUCGAAAUGACUCUGUAAUAGUUGAUACUUACCAUGGGCAGUACAAAUCUACAUUAACUUGCCCUACUUGCAGUAAAACAUCUGUCACUUUUGACCCAUUUAUGUACUUGUCUUUGCCUGUACCUUCCACGGCAAAGAGGACAAUGACUGUUACAGUUUUCAGCACUGAUGGUAGUAUAGAGCCAAUCUCAUAUGAUGUCACUGUGCCACAAUUUGGGAGUCUUAAUGAUCUUGUUCAGGCUUUAAGUUCUGCUUGUUCACUGGGAGAUGAUGAAAUCCUGCUGAUUACAGAGGUUUAUAACAACCGCAUCCUCCGAUACCUCGAAGAGCCUUCAGAUUCAGUUUCAUUGCUGAGGGAUGGAGAUAAAUUGGCAGCAUUCCGGCUACCAAGAAAAUAUGAAAAAUCCCCAGUUGUGGUUUUUACACACCAAUAUUUUGAUGAGCGUUCUAGUAUUGAUAAUAUAACACCACAAAUGAAGGAAUUUGAGGCCCCACUGCUGGCAGUUCUUCCUGAGAGAGCCAAUGGAUUAACUCUGAAGAAUAUCUACCUGAAGUUGUUGGAACCAUUAAGAUUUUCCAAGAGUACUAGUUCUCUUAAUGAUAGUGGGAGGUGUAAUAGUGGCUGUGCUGCUGUCAUGAUGGAUGCAACGCCUGAUUCAGAUAGUAAGUUUCAGAGUGCUCCAUCGGAAAACGCCCCUGAAAGUAGCCAGUCUGAGACUAUUGAAUGCCAAAUGACCGAAGGACCUAGUGAGUCAAAUAUUGGUGACACUACUGAUUCUGAUCGGGAGGCACACAUGGAAGAGUUUGAAUUUUAUUUAAUAAAUGGAAGGGGUGAAUUCCAGCAGACGAGAAUACAAACAGAUGAGGUGGAUUUACAGACAACACCAAACCGGCUACUUAUCAAUGUCCAUUGGCAACAAAAUGCAGUAGGACAAUAUGACACCUCAAUGCUGAAAAGUCUACCUGAGAUUCAUAAGCUUGAGCUUAUCCCGAAAGGAAAUGAAGAUUCUGUCGCACUACAUGGUUGUCUGGAAGCCUUUCUAAAAGAGGAACCGUUGGGCCCAGAAGACAUGUGGUACUGCCCAUGCUGCAAAAAGCAUCAACAAGCGAUGAAGAAAUUAGAUCUGUGGAGGCUACCGGAAGUUCUUGUCAUUCAUCUCAAAAGGUUCUCGUACACCCAAUUCACAAGAAAUAAGCUUGAGACAUUUGUGGAUUUCCCCAUUAGUGAUUUGGAUCUGUCAUCAUAUAUCAUUGACAAGAGUGAACUAUCAGACUGCCACUAUCGCUUGUAUGCUAUUAGCAAUCACUAUGGAAAUAUGGGAGGUGGACACUACACCGCCAGCAUCUACCAUGAAGAAGGGAAGGGAUGGUAUAAGUUUGAUGAUGAGUGCGUGAGACCUAUAACUGAAGACAGUAUAAAGACACCUGCUGCUUAUGUGCUGUUCUACAGACGAGAAUGAUCAAGAUACAGCUGCAAUACAUCAAAUAUUUUUUCGGGAUGUUUUGCCAAGUCUAGAUCUUCCUACAUAUUCAACAUAUGGGGCACUUGAAUCUCUCAAGUCACUAACCUAUACAAUAGCAUGUACAGAUUCAAUUGCCGACAGGAGAACAAAAGACCUAGCUAAUGAACUAUUCUUUUCCAGAUUCUUUUUGUACAUGGCUUGGGGGUCCUACAAUGUAAUUGCCUGCUAGUGAUUAGCCUGGGUUCUACAAAAUUCUUUUUGUCACCGAAUUGUUGCCAAUAAUUUUUAAAACGAUGUAACCUCUCCUUUUUAAUUAACUCGUGUGAUCGAUCUGUUCCUGUCGCGAGUGCGACGCCAUA